Messenger RNA from Adineta steineri, 1077 nucleotides. The record is from the annotation of a GenBank genome assembly. Lineage: Eukaryota; Metazoa; Rotifera; Eurotatoria; Adinetida; Adinetidae.
AUGUGUUCAAUUGAAUCAGUACGACCAUCAGCAUCAUCAUCACUUUCAUCGUCAUCGAAUAGAUUAUUAAAUGGAAAAAUAUCAUUAAAAAUGAUUGAAAAACGUUUAAAACAUUUAAGAGAAGAAUUAAGAAAUUUAACUAAACGAGAACUAACUUAUGCUACAAGUAAUCUUCUUAUGGAACAACAAGAUAUCAAUGAAAAUGAUGAUCAUAAUGUGCAAUAUAAAAAACGUUUAAAUCAAUUAUCAAGAUUACAUGAUAAACAAGUAACUAAUUUAAAUCUUUGGCAUUUUUAUCGAACUCAUACAAUUGAACAAAUGUAUAAACAUGAAGUACGUCAAUCCGAUGAAACAUUUCAAAUGAAAAAAAUUGAUUUUAAAUCAAAAUUAAUAUCGAAAUUUAAUGAUAAACGUCGUUAUUUAGAUUAUGAACAUCAAAAUGUUAAUAUUCGUUAUCGUUCUUUAUCAAAUAAUGAUCAAUUUAUGCUUAAUAGAUUGAAUGAUAUUAAUGAUGUUAUUCCAUCUGAUGGACAAAAUCAUCAUUCAAAUGAAUCUAUUCAACAACAGCAACAACAACGUCCAACAUAUAAUCUAAGACGAGCAGCCGCCAAUGAUUUAAAUUCUGAAAAUGCAUUAACAACACCAGCAGCAUCAUUAAAAGAUCUAUCAAUAUUUAGUCGAAGUAAUUCUUUAUUACCACCAUUUGGUGGUAUUGAAUUACAACGUUGUUUAUCGAGUAAUGAUAUUGAACAAGAUAUUGUAAAUGUUCAAAAAGAUUUGUGUCAUAUUGAAACAAUAAUAGAAAAAAGCAAAAUUGAUGAUCUAUCAACAAAAAAAUCUCUUAUCGAUGUUCGUAUUGAAGAUGGACGUUUAUGGUAUCAACGUUCAUGGUUUUCACGUAAUUCACCAAUACUUUUAGUUUUUGAUGAUCUUGAAAUUGUUCCUGCACUUGUAUUAACAGUUGGUCGAAAUGAUUUACUUAUACGUCGUUCAGGAACAAAUAUCAAACAUCGUGUUAGUCUUUCACUUUUACAUGAUGGUCAUUUAGCAAUUCGUAAACGAAAUUGCAUGUUUUAA